Molecule: messenger RNA, 1071 nt
Organism: Sclerotinia sclerotiorum 1980 UF-70
Lineage: Eukaryota; Fungi; Ascomycota; Leotiomycetes; Helotiales; Sclerotiniaceae
Exons: 2
Coding region: 1-1071 (356 amino acids)
Source: RefSeq, a predicted model, not a curated record
AUGACAACAUCUCCGGAACCUCUCGCUCAAAUACCAGCUUCAUUCGCAACUGUCUCAGUUGGCACAUCUUCCACCCCUCUCUCCUCCAAACUAUCCGCCAUAUCCUCAGCAGGCUUCACAGCCAUUGAACUCGGGUUUCCCGAUCUACUCUCUUUUGCAUCUAUCUUUCACAAAAGAGAAAUAAAAGAAAAUGACUACGAUUCAUUAUGUUCAGCUGGAACAGAAGUCAAAAAGCUAUGCGAGAAAAACAAAUUGGAAAUAUUGAUGCUACAACCAUUUUCGAAUUUUGAGGGUUGGCCGAAGGGCUCAGAUGAGAGGAAAGAUGCUUUCGAAAAGGCAAAGGGCUGGAUUCGAAUCAUGGAAGCUGUGGGUACGGAUAUGUUGCAAGUGGGAAGUUCGGAUUCACCGGACAUAUCGUCGGAUUUCAAUGUUUUGGCGGCGGAUUUGAGGGAAUUGGCUGAUAUGCUUGCGGAACAUAAUUAUCGUCUUGCUUAUGAGAAUUGGUGCUGGGCGACGCACGCCCCAACUUGGUGCGAAGUCUGGCAAAUAGUCCAACUCGUCGACCGUCCCAACAUCGGUCUCUGUCUCGACACAUUCCAAACCGCCGGCGGCGAAUACGGCGACCCAUCCACACCCACAGGCCUCAUAUCCCAUCUAGGAACCCAGGAAGAACUACACACGAACUUUACUCAAUCCCUCCACUCACUCACUACCACCAUCCCCCCAGAAAAAAUAUACCUCCUCCAAAUCUCAGAUGCUUAUAAGCAACCAGUUCCCAUCCCCGAAACCCCACGGGAAAAAGAAAAGGAGGAAUUGAGAGCGAGGGGCAAAUGGUCCCAUGAUUUUAGACCAUAUCCAUUUAAUGGGGGUUACCUACCCAUUGUAGAAGUUGCGAGAGCAGUGCUAGGAACGGGAUUUAGAGGUUGGUUUAGCAUGGAGGUUUUUGAUGGUGGACCGGAUGGAAAGUGGAAGGGGGUGGAGAAUAUGGAUUUAGAGGCAUUUUGUAAGGGUGCUAUGGAGGGACAUAGGAAGUUAUUGGAGGAAUGUGGGAACACGUCUGCGUUAGUAUAG